AUGGUAAACUACAAGCUUUAUUACUUCAACGGUCGUGGAAAUGGUGAAUGCGCACGACAGUUGCCCUCUAUUCUCUUUCUCCAGAUCUUUGCUGUUGCCGGCCAUGAGUACGAAGAUAUCCGCUUGACAAAGGAACAGUUUGCUCCAAUGAAACCUAGUAAGUGAAA
Strongylus vulgaris is the source of this 167-nucleotide messenger RNA. The record is from the annotation of a GenBank genome assembly. Lineage: Eukaryota; Metazoa; Nematoda; Chromadorea; Rhabditida; Strongylidae.